AUGGCUAGAUUUGACCUUGCAUUUUCAUCCCUAACUCUUUCUCUUUUGUACAUUGCCGGCACGGCCAUUGCCACCACGACAACCUCAAUCGAGGAAGCAUGCAAAGCCACAAGAUAUCCUGCUGUGUGUGUCGAAACUCUCCAAGCCCACGCUACCGAUCCCCAACCAAGCCUACAGGCGUUGGCCGAGACCACAUUGUCCGCAGGCAUAGCCAAGAUCAAGCAAGCGAAGACAUUCGUGUCGCAGAUGACCAACGGCAAAGGCCUGAGUGCCAAUGAGCAUGCAGCUCUAAAGGACUGUUUCGACGGAAUGGGCGAUGGCCUGGACCAACUGACGCAGUCGGUCCCGGAGCUCAGAAAAAUGGGUCAGGACCAAGGUGGAGACUUUUUGUGGCAUAAAAGCAAUGUUCAAACUUGGGUCAGUGCUGCCCUAACAAAUUAUAGUGAUUGUUAUGAAGAUUCUGAUGAGCCCACUGCUUUGAAUGGUUCUAUUAAGAGUGCAAUAAGGGGACAUGUUGAACCUGCUGCACAAGUCAUCAGUAAUGCAUUAGCAUUGGUUAAUCAACUUCAGCAGGGCCACUGA
Molecule: messenger RNA, 582 nt
Organism: Ilex paraguariensis (yerba mate)
Lineage: Eukaryota; Viridiplantae; Streptophyta; Magnoliopsida; Aquifoliales; Aquifoliaceae
Source: the annotation of a GenBank genome assembly